AUGUGAGUCGUUCUUUGUUUACUAAUUCCGAUCAUUUUCGAUUCGCAUUUCGUCAGACCGAUCGUCGUAUUUAUCACUCGAUUUUUCGCGAUAAAAGUGAUAGUUUUAGCUAAUAAGUGAUUACAUUAGGUUUAAUACAAAUCCAGUAGUAAUAGUUGCGUAACUUCUAGCUUUCGCUCCAGCAGAGCUCCUCGUCGUCGUAUAUAAAUAUUUAAAUUUCUGACCAAAAUGCAGCGAGUUCUGUCGCGUAGUCUGCACCUCAAUGCCGCGCUCAGUAGUGCCAAGCGGUGUUCGGAAACGAUUGACCGCAUAAUCCGGGUUGACCAUGCUGGCGAAUUGGGCGCCAAUCAGAUCUACAAGGGCCAGCUGGCCGUUCUGGGCAACACCAAAGUGGGAAAAACGAUCGAGCACAUGUGGGAACAGGAAAAAGUUCACAAAGCGGAAUUCGACCGACUGAUGAACAAAUACCGCGCCCGGCCUACUGCUCUGCUUCCACUGUGGAACAUUGCAGGGUUCGCCCUCGGAGCCGGAAGUGCGCUGCUCGGCGAAAAGGCGGCCAUGGCGUGCACGGUGGCCGUCGAGUCGGUAAUCGUUGAACACUACAACGACCAGCUCCGUGAGCUGAUGGACAACCCGGAUUUCAAGGACCACGAGCUGCUGGAAACGAUCCAACGCUUCCGGGAUGAGGAACAGGAACAUCACGACAUUGGACUGCACGAGGGAGCCGAACAGGCACCGUUCUACAAGGCUCUGACCGAUGUGAUCAAGUUUGGGUGCCGUACGGCGAUAAAGAUAGCCGAAAAGGUUUGAAAAAAAUCGCACUUUUGGUUGUCUUACACUGAGAAACUAUAAAUUUUCGUUUAUUUAUCACAACAAAAUA
Molecule: messenger RNA, 880 nt
Organism: Aedes aegypti (yellow fever mosquito)
Lineage: Eukaryota; Metazoa; Arthropoda; Insecta; Diptera; Culicidae
Gene: Coq7
Product: 5-demethoxyubiquinone hydroxylase, mitochondrial
Exons: 3
Coding region: 229-810 (193 amino acids)
Biological process (GO): ubiquinone biosynthetic process; determination of adult lifespan; regulation of reactive oxygen species metabolic process
Cellular component (GO): nucleus; mitochondrial inner membrane
Molecular function (GO): 3-demethoxyubiquinol 3-hydroxylase activity
Source: RefSeq, a predicted model, not a curated record